AUGAAUAUUGAAUAUGCCGACGGCGUGUUCAAUGCCAUUCCUGCCGACGCGGUCGAAGCCGUCCUUGUGGAUAUCCAGGGUCGGUUUGAGACGAUCCUCAGCAUUUCAGUGCUCCCUCCGUCUCUCCGCCGCUCCAACUACGCAGACUUCCUCUCCGAGAUCCGCAAACUCCGCCGCCACCGACUCCAGGUAAUGGCCGUGUUCAACCCCGGCCUCGCCACCUACCCCGAUGGAAAUGGUGACGGUCCUGCUCCCGGCUCCAGCUCGUCCUAGUGUUUCUUCUUCUUCCUCCUCCGGUACCCUCUUGUAUAUAGUCUAAUUCC
Molecule: messenger RNA, 323 nt
Organism: Puccinia graminis f. sp. tritici CRL 75-36-700-3
Lineage: Eukaryota; Fungi; Basidiomycota; Pucciniomycetes; Pucciniales; Pucciniaceae
Exons: 2
Coding region: 1-273 (90 amino acids)
Source: RefSeq, a predicted model, not a curated record